GAAUUGAAUAUUUAGCAGAACAACAAGAGCAUUAACUUUGCACUACGUAAAAUUGUGUGGAAGCUAAAAUGGGUGUUUGGUGUUUGAUGGUCGCUGCUGUGCUCUGCCAUACUCAAUGGUCGAUUAGUGGGGCAUCAGUUAGUAACUUACUAGAAGGAUGUGAAGUAUCUCAAUUUGACCAAGUGGAAGACGCUGUGCAAAAAUGUGACACCAUCAUAUUUGAUAACCUUUUCGUACCAGCUGGUGAAACUCUGAACUUGCAGUUGAGAUAUAAUUCUACAGUUUAUUUCAGAGGAAACACCACUUUUGGCUAUUCUGAGUGGGAUGGUCCCCUGGUAGCCAUCAGUGCCACUAAUUCAGUUAUUGAAGGAGAGGAUGGUUCCAGUUUCAAUGGCCAAGGCGAGCUUUAUUGGGAUGGACUGGGCAUUUGGGGAAGCUUAAAGCCAAACUUUUUCCAACUGCGGUUACAUAACACCGUAAUGAGCAACAUUGUUGUCCUGAAUCCUCCCAAACACAGUGUUAUAUUGCAAGAUUCUACUAACGUUGAACUGAUAGCAUGGACUAUUGAUGCAUCUGCAGGAGCUGAGACUGGAGGAGUUGAAGUUGGACAAAACACUGACGGAUUUAUAGUGAAAAAUUCCACAUAUGUAGUUUUGCAGAACUCUGUCGUCUACAAUCAGGGUGACUGUGUAGGCCUCUGCAGUGGAGCACAUAUUCUGGUUGAUGAUGUUAUAUGUUACGGUGGACACGGUCUUACACUCUCAGUGGGUCUAUCAGCAGAUAAUGUCGAGCUGAACACUCUCGUAAACGUAACAUUUAUCAACUCAAUCCUCUCUGGUGGUAAGAAUGCAAUUCACAUCAAAACGCACGUCGAUGGAGGUGCGGGAAAAAUUGAGAAAGUCGUAUAUAAAAAUAUUGAAUUCGUCGGGCCCAGUGAAUAUGGCAUAAUCAUCCAGGAAAACUAUAAGAACCUGCUGGCAAACGAUACGUUGCCCGUAGAGCCCAAAAACAAUAUUCCCAUUACAGAUUUACAGCUUAUUAAUAUUGUGGGGUCUGUGGCUAGUUCGGCUAUUCCAGUCUACAUCUUGUGUGCAGAAAAAGGAUGCUCUGAUUGGACGUUCAGCCAAGUGUCAGUAGUCGGUAGCGAAGCGAACAGCUGCAACUAUGAACCAUCUGGAUUUUUUUGUUGAUUAAUAAAAAUUGUACGACGAGAAAUGUGGAAUAAAUUGGGUAAUAUCCCAUUUUAAGUACGCAAUUUGCUACUUUUUGAAGGGAA
Dendroctonus ponderosae (mountain pine beetle) is the source of this 1276-nucleotide messenger RNA. RefSeq names its product endopolygalacturonase A. Gene Ontology annotation, molecular function: polygalacturonase activity. The record is from RefSeq and is a predicted model, not a curated record. Gene Ontology annotation, cellular component: extracellular region. The transcript is spliced from 7 exons. Lineage: Eukaryota; Metazoa; Arthropoda; Insecta; Coleoptera; Curculionidae. Gene Ontology annotation, biological process: pectin catabolic process. Bases 69 to 1190 code for a protein of 373 amino acids.